AUGGCGCUGUCCGGCGCGGAGCGUUACGCGGCGCGGCUGCUGCGCUGGCUGUCGCGCGCCUUCCUGGUGCUGCUGGGGCUGUUGCUGCGCGCCUCCUCCCUGGCCGCCCCCGCCGCCCCUUCGCCGCCGGCCCUCGGGAGCCCCCCCGCCGCCGCCGCCGCCGCCUGCGCCCCCUCCUCGGCCUCGCGCAAGGCCCGCUGCGUCCCCGCGCCGACGCAAGAGCUGCUCCUCCUCCCCGGGGUCGAGCUGGCGCGGCGGAUCCGCAGCAAAGAGGUGACGUGCAUAAAUGUAAUUGAAACUUACAUUGGGAGGAUCAAAGAAGUCAACCCACUGAUCAAUGCCCUUGUCAAGGACAGGUUCGAGGCAGCCCUGCAGGAGGCUCAUCAGGUGGACAAGCUGCUUUCUGAAGGUCACGAUGAUGAAGAGUCACUGCGGGAAAAGUUCCCUUACCUGGGGGUUCCUAUCACCAUCAAAGAGGCCUUUGAGCUGCAAGGGAUGCCCAACACCUCUGGCCUGGUUAACCGCCGCCACAUCAUCUCUACAAUGGAUGCUACUGUUGUGUCACGGUUAAAGCAAGCUGGCGCCAUCCCGCUGGGUGUGACCAACUGCAGUGAACUGUGCAUGUGGUAUGAGUCAAGCAACCUCAUCUAUGGCCGAUCCAAAAACCCGUAUGACCUGGAACGCAUAGUGGGAGGCAGUUCAGGGGGAGAGGGCUGCAUCCUGGCAGCUGCCGGCUCGGUGAUUGGUGUAGGCUCAGAUAUCGGAGGCAGCAUCCGGAUGCCUGCCUUCUUCAACGGCAUCUUUGGACACAAGCCCAGCACAGGUGUCGUUCCCAAUGAAGGCCAGUUCCCCAGCGCUGUGGGUAUACGGAAAAAAUUUCUGUGCACGGGCCCCAUGUGCCGUUACACAGAAGACCUGGAGCCCAUGUUGAGGAUCAUGGCUGGAUCAGGUGUUGCAAAGUUGAAGUUGGAUGAAAAGGUCUCCCUGCAGAAACUGAAAUUCUACUUUAUGGAGCACGACGGGGGUUCCCUUUUCGUUUCCCCAGUGGACAAAGAAAUGCUUCAGGCUCUUCGAAAGGUGGUAGAAAACCUGGAGACUAAGCUGGGAGCUGAAGUUCAACACGUGUCCAUCAGCAAAAUGAAGUAUGCGCUCCAGAUCUGGUCGGUCAUGAUGUCUGGCAAUUUCAGCGACGGACAGAAAAUUCCAAACUUCACGGACCUGCUUGGAGACCACGGGAAGCCGGUGUGGCCGUCGUGGGAGCUCUUGAAAUGGACAGUGGGGAGGUCUUCGCACACCCUUCCAGCCAUUGCACUAGGGCUAACUGAAAAGUUUGUGAACUACAGCCCCAAGGUGAACACCAAGCUGGAAGGCAUGGCCCGCAGCCUGCAGGCAGAGAUGGUGGAUUUGCUCAAGGACGACGGUAUCUUCCUGUACCCUUCGCACCCCAUAGUGGCUCCCAGGCAUCAUGAGCCCCUGGGGAUGCCCUUCAAUUUUGCCUACACAGCCAUCUUCAACAUCCUUGGCUUACCGGUGACCCAGUGCCCUCUGGGCUUGAGCAGAGAAGGCCUUCCCCUGGGCAUCCAAGUGGUGGCUGGCGCAAACAACGACCACUUGUCCCUGGCCAUGGCGCGGUACUUGGAGAAGGAGUUUGGUGGCUGGGUUUGUCCUGGCAGAUGUUAA
This is a messenger RNA of Euleptes europaea (tarantolino), 1680 nucleotides long. RefSeq names its product fatty acid amide hydrolase 2 (gene FAAH2). The record is from RefSeq and is a predicted model, not a curated record. Bases 1 to 1680 code for a protein of 559 amino acids. Lineage: Eukaryota; Metazoa; Chordata; Lepidosauria; Squamata; Sphaerodactylidae. The transcript has 11 exons.